GCUGUCCCAGCCGUGUCCCCUCCAGCCCCUUGGGCAGCCCAGCACUCGCUGGUGGGGCAGCAGAGGAGCAGGAACGGCCUUGGCUCUGCAAGCACUGCUCAGCAGUAAGGGAAACAUCCGCUGUCUUAUCAACUUUAUUCUCACACUAAAUCCAAAACACAGCACUAUACCAGCUACUAGGAAGAAAAACAAGUCUAUUCCAGCUGAAACCAGGACUGUGGAAAGAAGGGAAAUGUCUCCUGCAAGCCCUCCUCUUCCCAGCAAGGAGACUGCAUCUCAGCUAGAGGCAGGUGCAAGCUCUCUGUCCCCAGGCAGCAGAAAGGCUACACCUGUGUGGAGUCUGAACUGGCUCCUAUAUAAUCCUCCCCGGGCAGCCAAAGAGCAGGCUUGUGGUGCCAGAGAGAAGAUGGGGCUCUUUGUGGAGCAGCAGUGCUUGAGUGCCUCACGGAUGUGGUUGCUGCUCCUGUUUGUUUUUUUGCUGCCCUUAGCCACUUGUGCUGAUGGCCUGGGGGAUCAGGAUCUCUUGGAGAGUGUGACUUGCCAUAGGGACAGGGUGGAAGUUGAGUUUUCCAGAGAGCUUGGCAACUAUUCCUGGCACGUGUGUAUUGUUGACAUGAAUGGUGAGGAGAUGGUGUCCUGUAACCACACUGUGGAUUACGAGAGGCUGUUGCUUAGUGUCCCAUUUGUCAACUGUACUGAUCUGGAGCAUGAGCAGCACCAGCUAAGAUUGAGGCUGAUGGUGAAUGACACAGUGGAAGAGGAGACGAAUGUAACCUACAGUGCUCACUGCAAUAGUGUUCAUGCAGAUGAAAUCGUUACUCCUUUGUUUGUUGGUGCAACAAACUGCUUAAAAGACUUUAUGGUAGUCACUUUCCCAGGACUCAUUCCAAGCCUCAGUGAUGAGCAUACGGUUCCAGCAACUCCAAUGACCUGGACUCUGUCAAUUGAUGAUGGAACAAGAGUACAUCAGCUGAAUCCUGAACAAGCCAUGCAGCAAGGAUAUAAAUAUCUAGCUGAUGGCCCCAACCUCAUCUUUCAGGUGGCCUUCACUGCCACUGGAGUUGUUUCCUACAAGCACAACGAUAAGGUACUCCACACUGUGGCACUCGAGCUCACAUAUGGCCCUCCUGAACACAGACUGUCUGUGGAGUCAAGAAUGCUUUGUGCACCAGGGCCAGCAAUCUGUAAUGCCACGCACAUGACUGUUGCCAUCCCAGCCUUCCCAGGGACCCUUAGGGCUGUGGGUGUAGAGGAUAAGACCAUCCCCAUGGACCAGCUUCAAGAAAAUGGGAUUGCCCUGGACACAAAGAGAGGGGUCCAGCUGCAUAUUAGCAGGAGUGUCCUGAAGUCCAGGCUACAAGGAGAGAGUUGCUCAGGACUUCAGUCCUACAUGUCCUCUUUAGAACUGGUUUUUCACUUCCAUGGGGAGAAUGUGUUGAUGGUGAUGCAUCCAGAAUGCCCCUGUGACCAGCAUGCACCAAUAGCUGCAGUGUGCACCCAGGAUGGGUACAUGGAUUUUGAAAUCCUUGCUGAUGCUACUACACCACCAUUAGACUUGGAUACACUUAGGCUCAGAGAUCCUGUGUGCCAGCCAGCCUUUAAAUCACCUUUGAGUGAUAGAGUUUGGUUUCAUGUCCCACUGAAUGGGUGUGGGACAAGGUAUUGGUUUGAUGGGGACAAGAUAGUUUAUGAGAAUGAGGUGAGGGCAUUAUGGACAGACCUUCCGCUGCGCAGGAUCUCCAGGGACAGUGAACUCAGGCUAACAAUCCUCUGCUCCUUCAGCAAUGGUGAUGCUUCCCUCUCUAUAAGGGUGGACAACCUUCCUCCUCCAGCUUCUUCAAGGAAUCAAGGUUCCCUCUCCUUAGUUCUUCUAAGCUACCCAGAGGUGUCAUACAGGCAGCCAUAUCGUGAUGACCAGUACCCAAUAGUAAGGUAUCUACGCCAGUCCAUCUUCCUGGAAGUUCAGGUCCUGAACCGCAAUGACCCCAAUCUUCAUUUGGUAUUGGAUGACUGUUGGGCAACAGCUUCGCAAGAUCCAAGCUCACUUCCCCAGUGGAAUAUUGUUGUUGAUGGGUGUGAGUAUGACCUGGACAGCUACAAGACUGUGUUUCAUCCUGUGGGUCAUGGUGUCAGCUAUGCUAACUAUCGCCAGAGGCUGGAAGUGAAGACUUUUGCCUUUGCUUCUGGUGACAAAACCCUCCCUGGCCUUGUAUACUUCCACUGCAGCAGUCUAAUCUGUGACCGUUUUCAACCCGACUCGCCUCUGUGUGUGAUAAGGUGCCCUAGAUCAUCUAGAAGCAAGCGAGAGAGUGGGAUGCCAGAUGUGAACUCUGCAGUGGCGAGCUUGUGGGGUCCUGUCCUCUUUGUGCCAGAGGGAUGGUCUUCAACCCAAGAGAGCACUUUCUUGAGCAAGGAAGCAUGGGCUAUCAUUACAGUGACUGCUGUUGUCAUUCUCUCUCUGCUGGCCACAACGCUACUCUUCCUGGCUUUUCGUAAGUGCCUUCGGAGAAAAGCAUCCACGGUAAAUGUAAUGCAUUAGUGCAUAUUUUACAAAUAAACUUGGAUUGAAAUGUGACUCAAAGGCCUGUGUGGGGCUCUAGAUUUAUUGCUGUAGAGUGUUUAAGGCCCUAGACUGGAGAAAGAUAAGUCUGCUGAACAGUGGCUCUGCUCUUAAGGUCUUUGGUCAAUUUUCUAACU
This is a messenger RNA of Cuculus canorus (common cuckoo), 2697 nucleotides long. RefSeq names its product zona pellucida glycoprotein 2 (gene ZP2). Gene Ontology annotation, cellular component: egg coat. Lineage: Eukaryota; Metazoa; Chordata; Aves; Cuculiformes; Cuculidae. Gene Ontology annotation, molecular function: acrosin binding; structural constituent of egg coat. The transcript is spliced from 19 exons. Gene Ontology annotation, biological process: binding of sperm to zona pellucida; prevention of polyspermy. The coding region runs from base 233 to 2539 and encodes 768 amino acids. The record is from RefSeq and is a predicted model, not a curated record.